AUGAUUGAGGAUAACCACUCCUUGACAACUGAAUUUAUCCUCAUAGGAUUUACAGAUCACCCAGAGCUGAAGACCUUUCUGUUUCUGAUGUUCCUUACCAUCUAUCUCAUCACCAUGGUGGGGAAUCUUGGCCUGGUGGCACUGAUAGUUUCAGAGCGUCGUCUUCACACACCAAUGUACAUCUUUCUGGAUAAUCUCGCUCUGAUGGAUUCCUGUUGUUCCAGUGCCAUUACCCCCAAAAUGCUAGAGAACUUCUUUUCUAAAGAUAGAAUGAUUUCCCUCUACGAAUGCAUGGCACAAUCUUAUUUUCUCUGCCUUGCUGAAACUGUAGAUUGCUUUCUCCUAGGAGCAAUGGCCUAUGAUCGCUAUGUGGCCAUCUGCAACCCACUGCAGUACCACACCAUGAUGUCAAAGAAACUCUGCAUUCAGAUGAUCACAGGGGCCUACAUAGCUGGAAACCUGCAUGCCACGAUUCAAAUAGGGUUUCUGUUCAGAUUAACUUUCUGUGGAUCUCAUCAAAUCAAACACUUUUUUUGUGAUGUCCUUCCAUUAUACAGGCUCUCCUGUGUGGAUACUUAUAUCAAUGAAUUGAUGCUGUUUAUCUUUGCAGGGUCAGUUUUAAUCUUCACUAUUACUAUAGUAAUAAUCUCUUACCUUUUCAUACUUUUCACAAUUUUCAAGAUGAAAUCCAAAGAGGGAAAAGGCAAAGCCUUAUCUACUUGUGCAUCCCACUUUCUCUCUGUCUCAUUAUUCUAUGGUUCUCUUCUUUUCAUGUAUGUUCUACCAAAGUCAGGUAAUGAAGAAGAUAAAGAUAUACCUGUUGCCAUUUUUUAUACUCUAGUGAUUCCCUUAUUAAACCCUUUUAUUUAUAGUCUAAGAAAUAAGGAAGUAAUAAAUGUUAUGAAAAAAAUUAUGAAGAAGACUUUAUAA
This is a messenger RNA of Eubalaena glacialis (North Atlantic right whale), 930 nucleotides long. Its product is annotated as olfactory receptor 5K3-like. Gene Ontology annotation, biological process: sensory perception of smell; G protein-coupled receptor signaling pathway. Gene Ontology annotation, molecular function: G protein-coupled receptor activity; odorant binding; olfactory receptor activity. The transcript has a single exon. Lineage: Eukaryota; Metazoa; Chordata; Mammalia; Artiodactyla; Balaenidae. The record is from RefSeq and is a predicted model, not a curated record. Bases 1 to 930 code for a protein of 309 amino acids. Gene Ontology annotation, cellular component: membrane.